Molecule: messenger RNA, 447 nt
Organism: Closterium sp. Naga37s-1
Lineage: Eukaryota; Viridiplantae; Streptophyta; Zygnematophyceae; Desmidiales; Closteriaceae
Source: the annotation of a GenBank genome assembly
AUGGCAGCUGAGAAGGCGGAAGCGGGGAAAGCCGAAGCGGGGAAGGCGGAAGCGGGGAAGGGCGACGGGGUGAAGGCGGAAGCCGGGAAGGGCGACGGGGUGAAGGCGGAAGCGGAGAAGACGCGGAGGUCGAGGAGGACUCAAGUGGCGGAGAAGGAGAAACAGCACCCCGGGCGGUGCCGCAACAACCCGCCGGUGGUGACGGCGGUGCCGAAACCGUCGAAGAAGAUCAUGCGCGACGCCAGUAGGGGAGGCGCCGCCGACAGACGAGGCGCCGCCAGACGAGGCGCCUACGCGCUACUGCGACCGGAGGAAGAGGCGGCGACUGAGUCGGCGCGUGAGGCGGCAAAGGGGGAGAACGAAGAGGGCAAAGGGGAUGCGGAGAAAGAAUGUCACCUCUUUCUGCCGGGAUUUGCCUUCUUUGCCGCAAUUUCUGCUGCCACGUGA